Messenger RNA from Beauveria bassiana ARSEF 2860, 1167 nucleotides. Its product is annotated as major facilitator superfamily transporter. The transcript is spliced from 2 exons. The coding region runs from base 1 to 1167 and encodes 388 amino acids. Gene Ontology annotation, cellular component: membrane. Gene Ontology annotation, molecular function: transmembrane transporter activity. NCBI's taxonomy places the organism in Eukaryota, Fungi, Ascomycota, Sordariomycetes, Hypocreales, Cordycipitaceae. The record is from RefSeq and is a predicted model, not a curated record. Gene Ontology annotation, biological process: transmembrane transport.
AUGUCGUACAUGGCCACCGGCUUCUACCACAUUGGCUACGCCCAAGUCUCGCUCAUCUUUGUCGGGCAGGCCAUUGGCUUCAUCGUCGCCGCCGUGUUCCUCGACAGCCUGCGGCAGCGCCUCGGGCACGCGCGCACGCUCGGCCUCGCGCAGGCGCUCAUGACGCUGGCCUACGUGCCCAUGGUCGCCGGCGCGCCGUUCCCGGUCGUCGUGCUGGCCUUUUUCCUCGUCGGCUUCGGCAUCGCCGUCAACAUUGCCAUUGCCAACACGUUCUGCGGCCGUCUUGCCCGCGGCACCUUUGUGCUCGGCUGCAUGCACGGCUGCUACGGCCUCGGCGGCGUCUUGGGCCCGCUCGUCGCCACGUCCAUUGUCGCGGCCGCCGGCGCGCCGUUUUGGACGCGCUACUACAUACUCACCAUGGCUGUCUUUGCGCUGAGCAUUGGCGCCGCUGUGUGGGCGUUUGGUGGCUACGAUGAGGAGCUGAGCCAGCGGCAGCAGCAUGAUCAUGGCGCGGAUGUGGACGCGGACGCCGGGUCGUCGUCGGCGGCGGCGGCGACGACGGGCAGCAGGAGGAGAGACGCGCUCUGGAGCAUGGUCGGCUCGCUGCGGACACGCCUCGUGCUGCUGGGCUCCAUCUUCAUCUUUUGCUACCAGGGCGCCGAGGUGUCCAUCUCGGGCUGGGUCAUUUCGUUCCUCAUCGAGGCGCGCGAGGGGCGCCCGGCGUCGGUGGGCUACGUGACGGCGGGCUUCUGGGGCGGCAUCACGCUCGGCCGCUUCCUGCUCGUGGCGCCCGCGCAGCGCAUCGGCGAGAAGAGGUACGUGUACGCGCUCGUCGUCGGCGCGCUCGUCUUUGAGCUCCUCGUCUGGCUCGUCCCCAACGUCGUCGGCAACGCCGUCGCCGUGUCCAUUGUCGGCGUCUUGCUCGGCCCCGUGUACCCGUGCGCCAUGUCCUCGUUUCUGCGCGGCAUGUCGCACAGGCAGGCUCUCAGCGACAUGGGCGCGAUUAGCGCGUUUGGAAGCAUGGGCGGCGCCGUCUGGCCGUUUGUUGUCGGUCUGCUUGCGCAGGCUGUCGACACGUGGGUUCUUCACCCGAUUGUGAUUGUGGCCUUUAUCGGCAUGUUACUAUGCUGGUUCGGCAUUCCCGAGGAGAAGAGACGAAGCGAGUAA